Messenger RNA from Synchiropus splendidus (mandarinfish), 1768 nucleotides. It is a transcript of the gene ankrd49, whose product is annotated as ankyrin repeat domain 49. Gene Ontology annotation, molecular function: protein binding. The record is from RefSeq and is a predicted model, not a curated record. The coding region runs from base 207 to 908 and encodes 233 amino acids. Lineage: Eukaryota; Metazoa; Chordata; Actinopteri; Syngnathiformes; Callionymidae. The transcript is spliced from 4 exons.
UGGCGUUUGCUGUGUUUCGGAACCGAGAGCUCCAAACUCCGGUGACAUCUCAGGUCCUCGGCGGUGGAUGGACUCUGCGAUAUCAGGAUACGUCACAGACGGCAGACUGUCCGUCAUCGUUCACCCGCGACGUUGCAGCCAACCCGUACGGGUCUGCACCGCCAAUAAAGCUCAACUCUUCCAGAUUCAAAUACCACAGAGGUAUAAUGGAGUUUCCAGAAGACUUCAACCAGCUGGAGCUGCUGAACACACACGGACACAUGAUUCCCAGAGGAGCCUCCAGUCUUUGGACUGCAAGUCAGGAGGAAGAGGAGGAUGAGGAAGAGGAGGCGCCUGAGGGGGGUUACAGUGAGGAGUGGUACCUACAAAGAGAAGACAAGCUUCAAGACAAGCCUGCAGAGCUUCUUCUCUGGGCAGCAGAAAACAACCGACUCUCGACUGUCCACAGGUUGCUGCUCACGGACCCGUCUCUGGUCCACUGCUCAGAUGAAGACGGCUACACCCCCCUGCACCGUGCAGCUUAUAGCGGCCAUGUUGAAAUGGUGUCGUCGUUGGUGGCUGCGGGCUCGGAGAUCGACCCCCGCACGGUGGACGGCUGGACUCCGCUCCACAGCGCCUGCCGCUGGAGCCGCGUGGCGGUGGCCUCACGUCUUCUCCAGCACGGGGCUGAUCUGAACGCUCAGACCAACGGAGGCCUGACAGCCCUGCACCUGGCAGCCUCCCACACCAGCCAAACCAAAACAGACUCCCGCCAGACGCUGGAGCUGCUGCUCUCACAGCGCCACCUGAAGGCAGGUCUCCUCAGCAACAGCAACGAAACAGCCAGCGAGUUGGCGAGACGGAGCGGCCCAUUUCACUUUUUGUUUGAGAUGGUGGAGGACUGCACCAGCGUGCUCCCCGCCUCCUGAACCACACUGCUCACCAAUCCUGACUCACUCUCAGCGACUCGUGUAGGAGAUCAAGCAAAUGGAGAUAAAAAUCUACUCUGUCUGUUGAACCGAUCUUCCACUUCUGAUGGAGGCGUUUUCCUUUCAAUCCCUGUGACCGAAUGAUGAACCUGUGGAAUGUAAGACACUGCUAAUACACUGACCAGCACCGAUCACUUCAGUCAUUAGACAGGUUCUCAGCCUCUUUGACCUUGGGAACCAUUCAAGGAAUAGAACUGAAUUCAUCAUGCUGCUAUGGUUUCAUUUGCAUUCAAUAACCUGUGUUUAAACCACUUACACUUAAACAAACCUAGACCUCGUGAAAUGAUAUGAAACUGUGAUUGUCGCAAAUAUAGUUGUCAUCGAAAACUGGCAGCAGAACUAGGCUCAAGUCAUCUUCAUUUCGUUUGAGAAAACCUGGAUGUCAUAAAUACAAUAAUGAAUAAAAUAAGUAUGACAAAACAAUAUUGACAUUUUAAAUGUUUUUUUCUUCUCCCCAAAAUAAACUGUAAACAAGAUAUAAGUAAAGUUCAAAUGAAUGUAUCACUGUAAAUUUUCAAAUGACUUUUAAAAACUGCUGCAACAGGUGCUUUCAUGGAAGUUUUUACUGUUGGGGGAUGCAGCAUCACUUUCUUUAUCGUGUUUACUUUUCAAGAACUUCUCCAUAGUUGUUAACUAUUGCAGGUUUGUGCCUCUCUUCUUCAGCUUCUUUGAGUCUUAAGUCAAUUGAAAGACACUGUACUGCCACCAAAUGGCGGGGCUGUGCAUUGAAACUGAGGGUCUCUCGGCCCUUGUGGCCCUCUUGGGGGCCGCCAGCCAACCUUUAAGCAUGGAAAAGCACA